UCGUGGAAAGAACCUUUGCAUGUAUGCCUCCGCCAUCGCUUAUUACCUCCAAUCAUCGUGAAGGGGACAAGAACAUAAGUUCCUUGAGCAGACCGCUAAGUCCUCAGAUUCGCCCGCCCGGGAACGCCCAGUCAAUCUCAGCUUCUCCACCGCUCUUUCCCCUUCGCUUUCCACGUUCUCUAAAGUCUAGUCCUCUUUAUUCCCUCUCCAUUUGCCAAUUUCCAAACUUGAUUCCCCCCCCCCCACAUAUAUGGGGGUCUUCGACGAAGAGCCAUCGUCGCGAUCGCCCAUGGAUGAUGAGAAGCGGAGGAACCACCGCGACCCCUCCAAGGGCGCGGCGGCGUCGCCUCUCUCGGUAAUCGCCGACGCGUUCGAGAAACUGACCGGCUCGUUGAGUAUUGACCGUAGAAGGAACGACGGCGGAGGGCUCCGGUUGGACGCUUUCUGCGACGCCUGCGCUCCCGUCUCGGUUCUCUUGGGUUGCCUCGGGAUCGCCUUCAACUUCGCCGAACUGGAGUACGUCUCCAAGGUGUGUGAUCUAAUGGAAGCAUCAAAAAACUAUGGCACUUUACAGAAAAUAAUUGAUGUUGAUGUUGCCAAUUGCACAGUGAAGAAGCAAGGAAGCCACACACGGAAUCUCCGUCGGGUUAGGCUAGGUCUGGACCUCGUCAGAGCUUUAUUUGAGCAAUUUCUGUCUUCCCAUGACAACUCCUUGAAGGAAGCAGCUACCACAGCUUAUUCUCAGGUUUGUGCGCCAUAUCACUCAUGGGCAAUCCGGACAGCAGUUUAUGCAGGAAUGUAUGCCCUCCCAUCAAGGGAUCAGCUUCUGCUAAAGCUCAAUGAGAAUGAUCAUAGUGCGGAAAAGAAGAUGAGGAGGUACAUCAACGCCUGUAUCCCAGUGAUCGAGUACAUUGAUAAGCUUUAUCUAUCUAGGAACAUAAGAUUGGACUGGUGAUCUAAUGUGCAUAGACGGCAAACACGUGAUGGAUCACAAAGUGUGCCUAUACUGAACUGAUCAUCCGCUCCGAGAGAACCCGACCAUCGAAGGGAUCAUUUAACACUUAGUCAUUAGCGCAGGAUGUGUUUUCUUAUUGUAUGUAAUGGAACGGAUCCGGGUUUUAUCAGUUAUGUUCGCCAUUUUCUUUUCGUUUUCCUCCCGAGGCUGUAAUCCUUGUAGGGGGACUAUGUGGCCCGAACACCAUCUUACGGGAGCUCUGGUGCUCCUCUAGCAAAUGGCCGCAUCUUUGUGUUUCAGGGGAUAAUGCCGCUAAUACUCGUACUCUUGAAAUUCAAAACUUUACUGUUGCUUUUUCGUUCAAUGUACUCGUAAAUGGUCUUUCUGUUCAAGUGCUCUAUCGUAAUGC
Rhodamnia argentea is the source of this 1364-nucleotide messenger RNA. RefSeq names its product ACD11 homolog protein-like. The record is from RefSeq and is a predicted model, not a curated record. The coding region runs from base 251 to 955 and encodes 234 amino acids. The transcript is spliced from 4 exons. Lineage: Eukaryota; Viridiplantae; Streptophyta; Magnoliopsida; Myrtales; Myrtaceae. Gene Ontology annotation, cellular component: cytosol; membrane; cytoplasm. Gene Ontology annotation, biological process: ceramide transport; intermembrane lipid transfer. Gene Ontology annotation, molecular function: ceramide 1-phosphate transfer activity; ceramide 1-phosphate binding.